UGCCGGGAGACGGUGCGGCCGCUGGGGGCGGGAGCUGGCCGGCGGGCAGCGGCGGCCAUGGCACCCAAAAAGAAGGGGAAGAAGGGGAAAGCCAAAGGAACUCCAAUUGUCGAUGGGCUCGCCCCAGCAGACAUGAGCAAGGAACAGGUGGAGGAGCAUGUUGGUCGCAUCCGGGAGGAGCUGGACCGGGAGCGGGAGGAACGUAACUACUUCCAGCUAGAGAGGGACAAGAUCCACACAUUCUGGGAGAUCACACGAAGGCAGCUGGAGGAGAAGAAGGCUGAGCUGCGGAACAAAGACCGGGAGAUGGAGGAAGCUGAAGAAAGGCACCAGGUGGAGAUCAAGGUGUACAAGCAGAAAGUAAAGCACCUGCUCUAUGAGCACCAGAACAGCCUUACGGAGAUGAAGACCGAGGGCACCGUGGUCAUGAAGCUGGCCCAGAAGGAGCACCACACACAGGAGGCCCUGCUGCGAAAGGACAUGCGGGCACUGAAGGUGGAGCUCAAGGAGCAGGAGCUGUCCAACGAGGUGGUGGUGAAGAACCUGCGGCUGAAGCACACCGAGGAGAUCACUAAGAUGAGGAAUGACUUUGAGCGGCAAGUGAAAGAAAUUGAGGCCAAGUAUGAUAAGAAGAUGAAGAUGCUUCGGGAUGAGCUUGACCUGCGGAGAAAGACGGAAAUCCACGAGGUGGAGGAGAGGAAGAACGGCCAGAUCAGUGUGCUGAUGCAGCGCCAUGAGGAGGCCUUCACCGACAUCAAGAACUACUACAAUGACAUCACCCUCAACAAUCUGGCCCUCAUCAACUCCCUCAAGGAGCAGAUGGAGGACAUGCGCAAGAAGGAGGAGCACCUGGAGAGGGAGAUGAUGGAGGUGUCUCUACAGAACAAGCGCCUGGUGGAGCCUCUGCAGAAGGCGCGGGAGGAGAUGAGCGAGAUGCAGAAGAAGCUUGCAACCUACCAGAGGGACAAGCAGAUCCUGUUUUGCACCAAAGCACGUUUGAAAGUCACUGAGAAGGACCUGAAGGGGCUGCAGUGGGAGCACGAGGUGCUGGAGCAGCGCUUCAUCAAGGUGCAGCAGGAACGGGAUGAUCUGUACCGGAAAUUCACUGCAGCCAUCCUGGAGGUGCAGCAGAAGGUGGGCUUCAAGAACCUGGUUCUGGAGCGUAAACUCCAGGCACUCAGCGCUACCGUAGAGAAGAAGGAGGUGCAGCUCAAUGAGGUGCUGGCUGCCUCCAACAUGGACCCUGGAGCCCUGACUCUCGUGUCCCGGAAACUGGAGGACGUGCUGGAUUCAAAGAACAACACCAUCAAGGACUUGCAGUACGAGCUGGCCCGCGUCUGCAAGGCCCACAACGACCUGCUGCGCACCUAUGAGGCGAAGCUCCUGGCCUUUGGGAUCCCCCUGGACAACGUGGGCUUCAAGCCUUUAGAGACUGCUGUUGUGGGGCAGAUACUGGGUCAGGGCCCUGCGGGGCUAGUGGGCACCCCGACGUAA
Messenger RNA from Sorex araneus (European shrew), 1494 nucleotides. It is a transcript of the gene GAS8, whose product is annotated as growth arrest specific 8. Lineage: Eukaryota; Metazoa; Chordata; Mammalia; Eulipotyphla; Soricidae. Bases 58 to 1494 code for a protein of 478 amino acids. Gene Ontology annotation, molecular function: small GTPase binding; microtubule binding. Gene Ontology annotation, biological process: flagellated sperm motility. Gene Ontology annotation, cellular component: microtubule; motile cilium; Golgi apparatus. The transcript is spliced from 11 exons. The record is from RefSeq and is a predicted model, not a curated record.